AUGUCGAACGCUUCUGGUUGGCUAGUGACCACGAACCAAGCUGCCUGUGUCCAUCCACGAUUUAUGCCUGGAUACAAAGGUUACGUUCCGACGAUGAAAUACGAACAUGGCGAAACAUAUGGCAACCAGACGAACAAAUGCUUUCAAGAUUUUCGCUCCAAAACUUUCGAGACAUCGAGAACUCUCUCAAACAGAGGCGGCUAUUUUGCUACGAGGUUCACCAGUAAUCCUGAUCUUGCGUGUGAAGCCAGGACACGGAAGCUAGAUAGAUGGCUUCAGCUGCCUACCUACAAACUCACAAAUCAGGAUUAUACAACGCUACACAAUAGAGUUCAAUUCAUGAAACUAGCGAUGUGCCACAGAGCGCAUUACAACGAUUAUACCGGCACGAUUCCAAGUGUCGGAUACUUUCAAGAACCGAAACCGUUCGAAACUCGAGAGAUGUUCACGACAAGGAAGAACAUUUCCUACUGUUGUAAUCAUCUUGAAUGA
This is a messenger RNA of Helobdella robusta, 492 nucleotides long. RefSeq lists its product as hypothetical. The record is from RefSeq and is a predicted model, not a curated record. Lineage: Eukaryota; Metazoa; Annelida; Clitellata; Rhynchobdellida; Glossiphoniidae. Bases 1 to 492 code for a protein of 163 amino acids. The transcript is spliced from 3 exons.